ACGCCGAUUAUUGCCGUUAAAGGAGCGCGUGUCAGUGAAUAUAAUGGUGAAAGAACGUUAUCCCUUAUGACAUCCUCCGUACUUGUAAAGGAUCCUGAUCUUCCUGAAGCACACAGAUUGCGCACGUGGUAUACUACAGUUGGCCAUUUGGAAACGGCUAACGCCGAGUCUAGAGCAGGUGGAAGUGAUGACUUCAACGCGUCGUUGUACACUUUCGAGGAGAUGACUGCAGCUCGCUUGGGGGAAACAUGUACGCUCCUAGAUUCCGUUGCAGUUGUGGCGAUCGUUGACAUGUUUCGCACGGAAAAUGCUAUUUACAAGGCAUGCCCCGUAACUGGUUGCAGGAAGAAGUUACGCGAUACAUCUGCCGGAGUAUUUAGAUGCGACAAGUUUAACAAGGUGUAACUCGUCAACGUUCAAGUAUCGCUUACUGUUAAAUAUGAAUCUAUCAGACGCAACAGGUAGUCGUUGGGUAAUUGCUUUUGGUUGGGUAAUUGCCUUUGGUGAAACGGCUGAGAAAAUCAUAGGCCGAUCGGCGCAAGAAUUAGGGGAAAUGCAGGAAAACGCAAACAAUGCUUAUAUGCAAGUAUUCGACGAGAUG
Molecule: messenger RNA, 601 nt
Organism: Temnothorax curvispinosus
Lineage: Eukaryota; Metazoa; Arthropoda; Insecta; Hymenoptera; Formicidae
Product: replication protein A 70 kDa DNA-binding subunit-like
Exons: 4
Coding region: 67-405 (112 amino acids)
Source: RefSeq, a predicted model, not a curated record